ACUAGACCCCCCCUCUCGCUACCACUUUAUACUGUUCAAAUUCGAUACUUUGCUGUUGUUACUAAGAACGAGAAACUUUGCUUUCUUCUCUCUCUAUGUCUGCCGCAUUGUCUCGUUCUACUUCAGAAUCUCUCAUCUCACUUCCACGCAUUAAAGGGCUUGUCUCUAUUUCUCUCUCUUUCGAGUCUUUCAUGGUCUUCUGGGCUUUUGUAUCUUUCAGCUUGAAACUUCCAUAAAGAGUGUAUACAGAGCUCAUAAUAAGAGCAAAACAAGAGAACCCAUUUGGUGUUUGCUUUCAUUCCUUCCACAUUUGAAGCUUAUUUCAUGGGUUUUGGGAUUAGUGGGAAAACACAAAGAACUCAACUUUUUGGGUUAUCAAAGUGAGAACCCAGAUACUGGGGAAGGAGGGGAAGAACCCAGAAGGCCAAAAUAGCUGUAUGAAGUGAUAGAGAAACAAUGGGAGAUGGGAAUACCAAGAAAAGCAAGCUCUCAUGGUCAAAGAAAAUGGUCAGGAAGUGGUUCAAUAUCAAGAGCAAAACUGAGGACUUUCAGGCAGAUGAUGUUGUUUAUGGGGGAGCUGAGGUUGAAUACAGGACUAGCUUCUCAGAGAGGGAACCGUGCACGAUUAAGAAAAGCAAAACAGAGAAAUUCAGCAAGAACACAGAGCAGGUCCGUCGGCGGAAGAUGAAUCUUGACCAUCCUCGAAUCAUAGAUGUGCAGAACCAUAGCAUUUUUGUUGCUACAUGGAAUGUGGCCGGAAGAUCUCCACCAAGCAAUUUAAAUAUGGAUGAGUGGCUUCAUGCCUCACCUCCUGCAGACAUUUAUGUUCUCGGGUUUCAAGAGAUAGUUCCACUAAAUGCUGGUAAUGUUCUGGGGGCAGAAGACAAUGGACCUGCCAAGAAAUGGUUGGCUCUCAUUCGGAAGACUUUAAACAAUCUUCCUGGUACUAGUGGUGGCGGUGGCUGCUAUACACCAUCUCCCAUCCCACAGCCAAUUGUCGAGUUACAUGCAGAUUUUGAGGGAUCUGCUAGGCAGAAGAGCUCAUCUUUUUUUCAAAGGAGAUCAUUCCAGGCAACACCCAGCUGGAGAACGGAGAAUGACCCUUCAGCUUCACAACCCCGACUUGAUCGAAGAUUCAGUGUUUGUGAUCGGGUGAUCUUUGGUCACAGGCCAAGUGACUAUGAUCCCAACUUCAGAUGGGGUCACAGGCCAAGUGACUAUUCAAGGCCUAGUGACUACUCAGGACCGAGUGACUAUUAUUCUAGGCCGAGUGACUACUCAAGGCCGAGUGACUUUUCCAGGUGGGGUUCGUCUGAUGAUGAUAAUGGACCAGGCGAUUCACCAAGUACUGUUUUAUUCUCACCAAUGUCCUAUGCUGGAUCUGCAUCCAAUGAAAAUGGAUAUAGAAUGCCAGGGCAUUCAAGGUACAACUUAGUUGCAAGCAAGCAAAUGGUGGGCAUAUUUCUUACAGUAUGGGUCAGAAGUGAACUGAGGGAUCAUGUUAAAAACAUGAAAGUAUCAUGUGUUGGAAGAGGACUAAUGGGGUACCUUGGAAAUAAGGGAUCCAUUUCAGUCAGCAUGUCUUUGCACGAUACAACCUUUUGCUUUAUUUGUACUCAUUUAACCUCAGGACAGAAGGAGGGUGAUGAGCUAAGAAGGAAUUCUGAUGUCAUGGAGAUCCUUAGGAAGACAAGGUUUCCAAAGGUUAAUGGCUCUAGCGCGUUGAAAAACCCAGAAACAAUCCUGGAGCAUGAUCGAGUUAUUUGGCUUGGGGAUUUAAAUUAUCGGAUUUCCCUCUCUUACCGCUCUGCUAAGGCAUUAGUUGAGAUGCAAAACUGGAGGGCCUUGUUAGAGAACGACCAGUUAAGGAUAGAGCAAAAACGUGGUCGUGUAUUUGUGGGCUGGAAUGAGGGGAAGAUUUACUUCCCACCAACUUACAAGUAUUCUACUAAUUCAGACAGAUAUGCAGGGGAUGAUAUGCACCCAAAGGAGAAACGUCGGACACCUGCUUGGUGUGAUCGAAUAUUGUGGUAUGGUGAAGGUCUCCAACAGUUAUCUUAUGUCCGUGGGGAAUCUAGGUUCUCAGAUCAUAGACCAGUUUAUGGCAUAUUUUGGGCGGAGGUCGAGUCAAGUCACAACAAACUGAAGAAAAGCACUAGUUAUUCUAGUUCUAGGAUUGAAGUAGAGGAGCUUCUGCCAUAUUCACAUGGAUAUACUGAGCUAAACUUUUUCUGAAGGAUGAGGGAACAAUGAUGACCCACAAUGGUCCUAUAUUCAAGCGGGAAUCACUUUGAAGGACUCAUGAAGGCUGAUGGAGACAUUCCUUAUCCCACAAAUCGAAAAAGGUUUUAAUAUUGAAAUUUUUGGUCAGUAACUACAUACAUCAACAGCAAAUUGUACAGUAACUACAGUUGAUUAUCAAAGCAUGGUAGCUGUUAAAAUCAGUUUCAGUGGUCAGCACAGUGCAUUAUUUGGUCACCCAAUUAACAGACACUUACCUUUUUGGCAUCUCAAAGUGUUCCUAUUUUCUGUUCAGCACAAUUAUUAGGAUAAACUGUCCAACCAGAAGUUGCCAAGUGAGAAGAUGAGGAUUUUUUUUUUAUUCAAGAUUCUUUAUUUGUUUAGGAAUUAGGAAUAUAUAUGAUGACUGAAUGAAAGUGAAAAGGUCAAAAUAAUCAUUCCUUACAACCUUUUUGUUUUAAAUGCAAAAGAAGUAGAGAAUUGAUGGAUGCUCUGUAGAGGCUGUUGCCAAUGUGGAAGAGAAAAAAAAGGAUAAUGAAACAAACAAUGGUGUUUAUAAUUGAAAUCUGAAGCCUCUGGUCUCAUUGCUA
Molecule: messenger RNA, 2831 nt
Organism: Rosa chinensis
Lineage: Eukaryota; Viridiplantae; Streptophyta; Magnoliopsida; Rosales; Rosaceae
Product: type IV inositol polyphosphate 5-phosphatase 7
Exons: 13
Coding region: 457-2235 (592 amino acids)
Biological process (GO): phosphatidylinositol dephosphorylation
Molecular function (GO): phosphatidylinositol-3,4,5-trisphosphate 5-phosphatase activity; phosphatidylinositol-4,5-bisphosphate 5-phosphatase activity; inositol-polyphosphate 5-phosphatase activity
Source: RefSeq, a predicted model, not a curated record